AUGUCUUUCGCCCAACUCAGUUUCAUUCCCGUGAUAGUAUUAUCACAUCUCUUGCCCACCGCGAAGACCCACGGAAAGCAGCAAUUACUUCAAAUCAAGGUUUUAUCCGAAGAAAAUACAAUUCUCGGUCGACUCUUUCUACCCGUCCUCUCCCCAAUGCGCGAAGUCAACGAUAAUGAAGCGAUAGAUGAAAGCACGUCCUCAGAUGAUGAAAACGCUAGCGCUUCAUCUGCCAGUACAUCAUCCUCCGCGUCACUUUUAGAGGUCCCUAGCCUAGCAGCUAACACAGGUUCGACGACAAAGUCACUUGAUUUCCAGAAUCUAGCAACAGAAUUAUCAAAGUUGUUAAGCUCGUCGACCAAGGACAACAAAGCCAAGAAAGACCCCCCCAAAGGCCUUGACGGUAAACCUCAAGUCCACAGCAACAAACAUUAA
Molecule: messenger RNA, 435 nt
Organism: Glarea lozoyensis ATCC 20868
Lineage: Eukaryota; Fungi; Ascomycota; Leotiomycetes; Helotiales; Helotiaceae
Exons: 2
Coding region: 1-435 (144 amino acids)
Source: RefSeq, a predicted model, not a curated record